Molecule: messenger RNA, 1134 nt
Organism: Cladophialophora bantiana CBS 173.52
Lineage: Eukaryota; Fungi; Ascomycota; Eurotiomycetes; Chaetothyriales; Herpotrichiellaceae
Exons: 2
Coding region: 1-1134 (377 amino acids)
Source: RefSeq, a predicted model, not a curated record
AUGGCUGACACCGCGACAACUCGGCCGCGGAGCGUUCCCAGCUACGCGCAACCUACCAUGAGUACCUCCAUCAAGGCUGUGAGCCCAAUACCAGGGCAAGCCCGUCCUACAAAUCUUGGCAGACUCCCGGUUAGCCAUCACAGCAUUGGAAAUCAAUCCUCAACUACGGGAGAUCCGUCUCAAGCCCAUGUGGGAACUAGGGCAAGUCCAUGUCAACCAGAUAGGCGCGCGAAAAAGGUGAAUGGCCCUCCUUUCUCGAACGAUGGCCACCGAGACUCUCUCAAACCCAAAGAGGCAUCUGAAAGCGACCCGGGGGAAGGUCCAUCACGGCCCAGACCAUUUGCCAAGGGCAAGGCAAGAGCUGGAAGCAUGAAAGGACGCUCUUCUUCUACUCAAAACAAGAAAAUUCCAUAUGAUCUGGGCCAGGACCUACGGGAAACUCGGGAAUCCAACCGGGAGACAAGAGAUUCUAACUUAGAAACAAGAGCAUUGAUCCGGGGGAUAAACAAUACCGUCGCAGCCCUACAAAAUGCAGUCCAAGGGCAGAUGGAGAACCAUGAGACUCAAAUGAGAAACAAGGAAAUGCAACAUCAAGAGCAGGUGGCGACGCUAGCUGCAAACCACGGGACUCAAAUGGAAGCCCAAGAGUCCCGGCACCAAGAGCAGAUGGCAGCGCUCGCCGCCCAGACAGGAAACCAGGAGGCACGACAUCAAGAGCAGAUGGCGACGCUAGCUGCAGACCACGGGACUCAAAUGGAAGCCCAAGAGUCCCGGCAUCAAGAGCAGAUGGCGGCACUUGCGGCAAACCAUGAGGCUCAAAUGGAAAACCAAAGGACCCAGCAUCAAGAGCAGGUGGCGACGCUAGCGGCAAACCAUGAGGCUCAAAUGGAAAACCAAAGGACCCAGUAUCAAGAGCAAAUGGCGACGCUAGCGACCCAGAUGAGAAACCAGGAGGCCCAAUAUCAAGAGCAGAUGGCGGCCAUUCCCCAAACCAUAGCUCGGGCAGUAAAGUCAGAACUCCACCCCGGUCUGGGGGUAUUUGUGUUCCGCAACGAGGAAGAUUUUGUUAGAUCCAAGAAGAAGAGUGGACAAAUCAUACAGCUCACCGGCCGGGUCUGGGCGCGAAGGCGCUAG